Alosa alosa (allis shad) is the source of this 1950-nucleotide messenger RNA. Its product is annotated as glutamate-rich protein 6-like. Bases 94 to 1908 code for a protein of 604 amino acids. NCBI's taxonomy places the organism in Eukaryota, Metazoa, Chordata, Actinopteri, Clupeiformes, Clupeidae. The record is from RefSeq and is a predicted model, not a curated record. The transcript is spliced from 13 exons.
UAACACGCUGAACAUGACAUUGGAGGCAAACCUGGUUGUUCGGCGUAAAACAGUGUAAGCUUAUGUCUAGCGCGAAUAAGUUUAACUGAACAAAUGAGUAAAAAAUCGGGGAGCGAGAAUGACAAACCGUCAGGGACCAGUCCGAGGAGAGUGGAGAAUCCAUCGCUUGAACUCACCGUUGAAAACGUGCAGAGACUGGAGAAGGAGUUGAAGGGACUGGACAAGUUGUAUGGUUCAAGUCAGUCCAUCGAGGGGUACGUGAAAACAACAGAAUAUUUUGGUAGGACACCGCAAAUAAGCAGGAAAGCUUCUCGUGAGGGACACAGAAGCCUCUCAAGAAAUUCCUCCUCUGGCACCUCUCCCGAAUGUGUAGACAUCCUUGGACUGGAUGGAACAGUCAUCACUAGAAUAAGCAGAUCAACUCAGACUGAAUGGAACUGGGUCUCACAGAAGCACAAGAAUAGUCUGUGCAGUCAGACUGAAGAAUAUGUGGUGAAUCAUGAAAAGACACCUGUCGAGCACGAGGACCAUAAAGGCCCUGACUCUGAGGAGAUGGCUGAGAUGGAAAUCAUGGAAGAUAAUGAGGAGACUGUAACAAAGAGCCGAGAUUCACAAGUCCCUCCUCAAUUGGAGCAUUUGACAGGGGAGUUUGACAAGAUCACAGUCCUGACAUCCAGUUCAGAUUCAUCUGUGAAGUUACCCGAGUGUGAGUUGGCAUCUCUUCUGUGUGAGUACUGCCGCCGAGGGAAGAAACCCCCAGUGACUCGCGAGCAGCUGGAGAAAAUGACCGACCCAGAGGAGUUGUUUUGUUGUGAGGUUGCCUGGAGGAUGGCCGAUCUCGAGGAGCAGGAGGAAGAAGAGACUGAAAAGGCCUCUAAAUCUGUACAGGAGAAGAGAAAGAUCAAUGAUGUCGACCCUCGUCCCCUUUUGACCGAAAGCAAAGAGAGGCUAGCGCACAUGCUGAGAGAAUGGGUGUCUAUAAGAUCCCAAGACUCACACUACCCCUCUGGGUUUUACACCAGAGAACGUUCAUCAGGAGAUAAAAUGGUUCCAAAGAAUACCAUCUGCUAUCGACUUUCAAAUGACUUAUGGAACAUCCAAGAGGAGUCUCAACUUCCGGAAAUGGAAAUCAUUACCCCUCCUGAGACAUUGAACCUUCCAGAUAGGGAACCAGGGGUCAAGAGGACAAACAUUCUUGUAAGAUACUACAGGAAUGGCAAAACAUUUGUCCUUAUAUUUCCAGACGGAACAGGACAUGUUUUCUAUCCAUCAGGUCGGAUUGCAGUCCUUAUAUCUUCAGUCCAUCCUGGUCAUUUUAUUUAUAUCAUACUGGAGGACGCUCCACUCUUGCCGCGGAUUCAGGCCAUUUUCACAUCCAGGGGCCAGGCCACGUGCUAUCACCCCAAUGGUCUUGUUUGUGUCAAUCUGACCCGUGUGGGAGGUACCUGGUGCAGUGAGAGUGGGGCGCUGAAGAGAUGCUGGAGCUGGCUGGACCUCAGUGCUCAUGUCCACGCCCCGCCUUUCCAGCCCAUCAACAUGAUGCUGAGCCCCCGCAUUAGCAUCCGCAUCUGCACCCAGGAGAACAUCUACCUCGCCUUCACCGCUGGCAAGAACAGUGUGCGCUUCAACAUGGGGACCAAACUCAAGGUGGGAAACUCAAAGGGCCUCAUGUGGCCAGGCCCUGACAUCCUUGAGUCUUAUCUCCACAAGAGAAGUGUGCAGAUCUCCAGCCUGCUGCAGAAGCUCCAGGGCAGCGUGUCCUUUAAGCGGCCCGAGCCUGGCCAGGUCAGCUCCCAGUACAGCCUCCGUGCCCAGGGGAAGAAAAGGAAGGAGCAGGCAAAGAACCGAAAGGCAUCCAAGCCCAAAUUACCUCAUAUCCUAACAAAAAUGGCACGAUUGAUUGCAUAGAGACAAAUGGAUUCAUUUAAGAAAUAAAAGCAGAAAUACAAU